AUGGUUUUCUUCCAGCGACAGUUCAACUGCCGAUUCACGUUUAGCGGACGGACGGUGGAGGGGAAUACAGGACAUUGGAGAUAUUCUGCAAGGUCACUGGUAUUGCGCGACAGCAUGAUCUUUGGCUGGGAUAUGCCAUUAAGCUUCUGGGGAGAUGACGCGGAAUAUGCGGUGUAUAUCCUUAAUCGAAGUCCAAGCAAAGCGAAUUUGGGAAGACAGUAA
Messenger RNA from Peronospora belbahrii, 222 nucleotides. Lineage: Eukaryota; Oomycota; Peronosporomycetes; Peronosporales; Peronosporaceae. The record is from the annotation of a GenBank genome assembly.